GCCAUCAUUUCCCAACCGACCUUUCGAGAGCCAUGUCGUCCGCCCUGAAGCCGGAUCUCGCGUCCGCCGUCGCAGGCCUCCACGACCUCGUCAUGAGCAUGGAGUCGGCCAGCGUCUACGUCGACGGCGCCAAGAAGAAGCGCAAGCUCAAAAAGUGCAUCGUGCAUGGCUGCGCGAGCGGCGCCCGCUCGAAAGGCCUCUGCAAGGCGCAUGGUGGUGGCAAGCGCUGCGGCCGCGAUGGCUGCAACCUCAGCGACCAAGGCGGCGGCUACUGCAUCCGCCACGGUGGCGGCAAGCGCUGUGAGCAAGAGGGCUGCGACAAGAGCGCGCAGUCCAAGCGCUUUUGCAAGGCGCAUGGUGGCGGCGUGCGCUGCGACGUUAAAGAUUGUAUGAAGUCGAGCCAGGGCGGUGGCAAGUGCCGCGCGCACGGCGGGGGCCCGCGCUGGAUGCGCUCCAUGUCGGCGAGCGAGACGUCGAGCACGUGCACGACGACCGGCACGGAGACGCCGCCGCGCCAGCCGUCCAUGAACUCGCGCCUGUCGCUGUCUGUGAUCGACAAGAUCAAAUCCAAGAACCUCAAGACGAUCCACAACAUGUCGCCGCUGCGCAAGGACACCUUGUCCAACAACAUUAACAGUCAUGGCGGCAACGGCGUGCCGGAACUCAAGUCGCCGAUGGAGAUGAUGCCGUGGUCGCUCCCGCCACUCUCGGUUGCGCUCAAGCAAGAAGGGUAUGCACCGUCACCGAACAACAAUGCGUCGUGCAUCUACCCCACGUGCAAGCACGCGUCCGAGCGCCUCGGGUUCUGCACGUUCCACUCGUCGCAGUUUUGCUGCCAAGUCGCGGGCUGCGCCGAGAAGCGCCUGCGCGGCGGCAACCUCUGUGCGACACACAACUCGACUGCGAACUUGGCAAAGUGCUUGCUCCAUUUGAUCAGCGACUAAGUCGACGACGCGCGCCUCUAUUUAAUCCGUCGACCUCGUAACUACAUUUCCUUUACCAUGCGUC
Molecule: messenger RNA, 1008 nt
Organism: Saprolegnia diclina VS20
Lineage: Eukaryota; Oomycota; Saprolegniomycetes; Saprolegniales; Saprolegniaceae
Exons: 1
Coding region: 33-944 (303 amino acids)
Source: RefSeq, a predicted model, not a curated record